This is a messenger RNA of Nicrophorus vespilloides, 1209 nucleotides long. RefSeq names its product alpha-protein kinase 1-like. The transcript is spliced from 4 exons. Lineage: Eukaryota; Metazoa; Arthropoda; Insecta; Coleoptera; Silphidae. The record is from RefSeq and is a predicted model, not a curated record. The coding region runs from base 1 to 1110 and encodes 369 amino acids.
AUGGUCGCAGUACCUGUCGGCACUAAACGGUCUAGGGGAACGCACAUGGGCCUUAGAGCCUUCGGUACCGCCACUGUAUUCCAGUGGCCCGGGAGAGAUAACUCGUUCAGUAAAUCGUCUAAGAUUUUAACCACGGAGGACCAGGGGAUCCUGAACAAUCUGAAAGUCGAACAUGAAAACCUAGUAGCCAAGUGGCUCCAGAACUCGUUCAAGAUCCAAGAAAACGCAGCCCUGGAUCUCCGAGCGACACCACUCUCCCUCCAAAUCCCGAUGGCCGAGGUGAAUAAUCGGCCAGUCUUCAAGAUGAACAACGACUUCUGGAACCAGGCGCGCGGACCUCCGCAGAGCAUGGCCCAGAACCUGUCGAAUUCCAACCAGAACUCUCCGGUACCGGGGUCCACAAACUCGAUACCGGCCCAUUCGCCCUCUCAGCAGAGCAACAGCAGCCAGCAGAACAACCAUGUGAUCACACAAGGAGCUCUUGCUCUGCAGCAGCAGCAGCAGCAGCAACAGCAACAACAACAGCAGCAACAGCAGCACAACCAGAGCAUACAGCAAAACCAGAGCAUACAGCAGAACCAGAGCAUACAGCAGAACAACCAGCAGGCGCACAGCCAAUCCAGCCAACCAACGACGCCAGUUAACAACCAAAUGAACCAGAACAAUGUGCAACAGCAGCAGCAGCAACAACAACAACAGCAGCAACAGAACAACCAGCAGCCGCCAAACACACCUCAACUCGGUAGUCCGAAUCCUCACAGUCAGCAAGCUCAUGCUCAUGCCGCCCUUCAAGCACAGCAGCAGCUCGCACAAAUGACCCAACAACAGCCGCAACUGUCCAGCGGACAAAAUUCCCCCGACAAGAUGACAGAGAAAUUUGUCAAUGAACUCCAAUCCCAACUAACGCUGCCGGACUUUAACCAGCUGCAACGGAACUCUUCGGCGAUAUCUGAAAGGACGCUCGAGGAAUGCUGGACGACCCUCCAACGUGUGAGUUGGCUUCUGUUCGACCGUGUAGAGUAUACUUCCAAAAAACGAACAAAAAAAAAUCGAAAAAAAAAAAACGAAAAAAAGAUGAUCAUUUUGAGAAAGAAACCCUGCACAUGCUAGAUAGAAUCAAUUCCAAUCAUGUUUGCCUGUGAAAAUAUGUUUUCUUUUGAAUGAGAUGCAUCCAAAUCAUUACUAUUUUGAUUUAUGAAUAUCAAACAA